This is a messenger RNA of Cygnus atratus (black swan), 3439 nucleotides long. It is a transcript of the gene GDE1, whose product is annotated as glycerophosphodiester phosphodiesterase 1. Gene Ontology annotation, molecular function: phosphoric diester hydrolase activity. NCBI's taxonomy places the organism in Eukaryota, Metazoa, Chordata, Aves, Anseriformes, Anatidae. Bases 80 to 1069 code for a protein of 329 amino acids. Gene Ontology annotation, biological process: lipid metabolic process. The transcript has 6 exons. The record is from RefSeq and is a predicted model, not a curated record.
CUCACGGCGCCGCCGCCAUCGCCCCGGCCCUGAGGUGAGGCGGCGGGGCCUGGGCCUGGGCUCGCCCCGCGCCGCCGCCAUGUUGUGCCGCGGGGACGGGCUGCUGGGCUCCCUCACGGCGCUGCUGGUGGUGCUGCUGGCGCUGAGCCGCAGCCCGGCGCUGUCGUGCGUGCUGCCGGCCGGCCUCUACCUGCUGCUGCACGUCUGCAGCCUGGAGCCCGCCGCCCCGCAGAGCGCCCAGCGCGUCCUCAAGCCCCGCGGCGCCGCCGCCCGCAUCGCCCACCGCGGCGGGGCGCACGACGCGCCCGAGAACACGCUGGCGGCCAUCCGACAGGCAGCUGAGAAUGGAGCAACAGGUGUUGAGCUGGAUCUUGAAUUUACUGCGGAUGGUGUUCCUAUUCUAAUGCAUGAUGAAACAGUAGAAAGAACAACUGAUGGGUCUGGCAGACUGCGUGACUUGACUUUUGAUGAAAUUAGGAAGCUUAAUCCAUCUGCAAAACAUAGGCUAUGGAGCAAAUUCCAGGGUGAAAAGGUACCAACUCUGAGAGAAGCUGUUGUGGAGUCUAUGCAUCACGACCUUACAAUCUACUUCGAUGUCAAAGGCCAUGCAAAUCAGGCAGUUGAUGCCCUAAAACAACUCUACCUGGAAUUUCCUCGUUUGUAUAACAGCAGCAUAGUCUGUUCUUUCAUGCCAGAUGUUGUUUAUAAGAUGAGACAAGCUGAUAGAAAUGUGGUAACAGCCCUGACACACAGGCCUUGGCACCUGAGUCAUCUUGGAAAUGGGACGCCUCGUUUUGACUCCUUCUGGAAACAUUAUUUAUAUAUGAUGAUGGAUGUCAUUCUAGAUUGGAGCCUACACAGUUUCUUAUGGAGAUUAUGUGGGGUUUCAGCUUUCCUCAUACAGAAAAAUUUUGUUUCUCAAGAUUAUGUGAGGCACUGGUCUUCAAAAGGAAUUCAGGUGGUUGCCUGGACAGUGAACACAUUUGCAGAAAAAAUAUAUUAUGAAAACGUCCUUGAAUCCAGCUACAUCACAGACAGCUUGGUGGAAGACUGUGAUCCUCAUUACUAGGCCUGUGACUAAUUAUUCACCACCUUAAAGAAGCUCUCUUACUCAGGCAGGUCUGAAUUUACCAUCAAGACAGUAUCCACUAAUGCAGAUGGGACUACUAAUGAUAGUUCAGGGAAGAGGAGGAACAGUAUUUUACUUCUGCUAUAUGAUCAGGUCUUGAAUGCAGGAAAACUUUCUGGUGCAACGCUGACCAAAGCUGACGUACAGCCAGUGGUAGUCUGGGGAAAUGGCAUUGUAAUGUAAAAGGGUCAUUUUUGAUAAGCUAACUGGGCAAUCUCUGUAUGUGCAGAUUGCUUUAUAAUUCCGACUAUUCCUUUGCUUUGUUUAAAUCUUGGUUAUAAAGUCAUAUCAGCCUUUUUGAUGGCAUAAUGUAAAAUUGCACUUUGAUUCUAGUACUUGAAACAGUUUGUUCUAUAACUGUGUAAUGAUUUGAGGUUUGUUUGUGGUAUCUUAAAAGCAUCUACACUAUUGUUCUGAAAACAACGGUGAAAAUGGUGCCAAAAUAGAGGGCGAGUGUAUUUCCCUCCUGCUGCAUGGAAAAACGGCUGUGUUGCAUCUUAAUAGGGAAAGAAAAGUCAACAAACCAUGUUCCUUGUGAAGACUAUGAGAAUUAAUGAUUAAAACUUGAUUAUCUUCUUAUGCUCCAGUCUUUUUAAAAGCACCAAGGGAGGCUAGAUUAUUUCUUCUAUUAAUACUACACAUAAAUGUAUUUAUUUAUAAAACCAAGGUACAUACCGAGUGCUGCUAGUGGUAGAAUAAAUAGAGCUGUCUUUUUUUCUUUGCAAAUUGUUUGCAUGAUUGAAGGACAUUCACAAGGAUACAUAAGAAUCUGUAAUCCAGAUUUAACUUGAAAUCAAAAAAGAGUGCAGUUACAAUAAACACAUACCUGAUAGCUUAAGGGUACAGUAUACUUACCAGCUGUGCACUAGUAGACUGAUGUGGUAUGUCAAAAUGAGUGCAGGUUGCUUGAUAUUUUUUCUUAAGUAAAACUCUUAGGUGUUCUCAUCACAGCUGCCGUUAACAUGCCAUGAAUGAUUUUGGCUCUGCUCUGGAAGGAGCUGGUAGUUAGAGAAGACUGUCGAUGAUUAGCAAAGAGCAUAAAACUCAUGUGGAGCCAGCCCCAACAUAAAUGAGACCACCUGUUCUUAAUAGCCAGUAUGUGGAAGUUUAAUACUUUCAUUUCAGAACAAUGUCAUAUUAAUUUCAACAGAAAUGAGGAAUUCAAACCUAACGGGUUGGUUAUCUGCUACAGGUUAGUCAGAUGUAAUCUCACAAGCUACCUUAGACUGCACAUGUAGCAGUGUGCAUAUUUGACUAGACAGUGUAAUUGUAUUUUGGUACGGUAGAUCCUUGUGCUACAUAAGUGUUGUUGGUGCACUAAAUCACCAGUGGAAAGAACUACACAAUUGUCCCAGUUAAGGUAAGUCCAGACUUCUGAAUUAGUGGCAGAUGAACUGCGUCUUCCCCUUCAUGUAUUAAGAGAAUACUUGAAUUUGGUUGGCACGGAUGUUGCAAACUUCCUGGCAUGUGCCACGCUUCAGGAAAUCUUAUCUUUCCAGUCUGUUUAUAAAAGCUUUUUUGUUGUUGUUUUUGUGUGUUUUUUGUGUUUUGUUUUGUUUUUUUACUUCUGUGAGUUGGAUAUUUGCUACAGCACAUACUCUCUUCUGGAAGACAGCAGCAGAAGCAAUUAUAGUUGAACACAUUGAUGAGAAGAUGAAAUACGUUCUGGAAGUAAAUAGCCUUGUACACUACCGCAGCUACAAUGAGGGCUGCUCGAGGUGGUGUCAAAUGGACACUAACACUAUUACACCAUUUUUCAAGCAAACUUGCUACUCAGGCAACUAAGUGUAAGGCUAUUUAGCCAAUGAAUGCUAUCUUUUGCAAGGGGUGAUGAAUUUUUAUUUUUUGCUUUUAAGUUGUAUAUAAGCACAAAGAAACAUAGGAGUAAGGAGGCAUGCUGGAUUCCUUGAGAUGGGUUUUCUUGUCACGAUUACGAGAACCUCUCCAUGUCACUUUUCUAACAGGUACUGCAAAACCAACAGUCUCAGCCUUCUGGUGCACAUCCUGUAUCUGUGUCUGUUACUUAUACCAUCAGCCAGUUUCUAUCCAGCCCUGAGUUCUAACCUCUGUCUUUACUGCUGUGUUCUACAGUUGUUCUCAAAUCUCUAAUCAGAAGAGUUGGCUUAACGGCAAAUGAUCGUUUCUACAAAGGUCUGGUUUUUUUUUGUUGCUGCUUGGGUUGCUGGUACUGCUGAAUCUCGCUGUCCUCAGUGCCAACACUGGAUCCAUAUUGAAAUAUUCACAGCCAGACUUCAGGGCUAUGCAUGCAGAAACAAAUAAUAAAAUUGAAUCUCUGGUCUUGCAUGUAAA